AUGGCGGCGUUGGUGCCAGUUCUUGUGGCUGGUCUGGCCGUCUUUGGUGGCUACACCUACGGCCCAGCCAUCAAGCAAACGGCGACGGUUCUCGGAGUAUCGCGGACCGUCAAUAACACACCUGUCGAGCACGGCGGCGACCUUGUCUACAUCGGCGACACGAUCCAUUGCGAGGACAUUCACCACCAUGAGCCGAGUGGGCUCCUUUUCACCGCGUGCGAAGAUGACACAGAGACGCGCAAGGCAUGGUUUCCGCCGCUUGGAACUUUUGAAGACCCGGUCAAGGCAAGCAAGUCUACAGGCUCUAUUCAUAUCAUUGACCCCAAGGACAUGACCACUAAGCGCCUCAAGUUCGAGAAAUUUGACAGCACUUUCAUUACUCACGGCAUCGAUGUCAUUUCCGACCCGGAAAAGACUGACGCCGUCUAUGUGUUUGCCGUCAACCAUGUUCCCCACGCCGAGUACCUCGCAACCAAGGCUGGUGGCCAAGGCGACCAGAAGGUGUUGGACAAGGCCCAAUCUCGGAUUGAAAUCUUCCAUCACAUCCUGGGCUCAUCCACCAUCAGGCAUGUGCGGUCAGUCCAGCACCCGCUUGUCAAGACGCCCAACGACAUUUUCAUCAAGGACCCGCACUCCUUUUACGUUACCAAUGACCACUUCUACCGCGAGGGAACGAUGCGCCUCAUUGAGGACCUGUGGCCUGGAGCAUCUUGGACAGACACUAUCCACGUCACCAUCGACAAGCUUUCUGCGCUGAAGCCCACAGACGGCGUCACGGCGCAGGUUGCCUACGAGGGAAUGAGAAAUAACAACGGCCUGGGUCACUACAAGCCUGGGUACAUCCUGAUUGACGAUUGUUCCGGCGCCGCGAUGCACAUUGGCAAGCUGUCUUCGGAUCCGAAGAACGUCACCAUCGAUAUCGAAGAUUCCGUCCAUUUUGACUCCUACAUCGAUAACCCCAGCUAUUUCAACGACCCGUACAAGUCCGAGACCCAGGAUGCCAGCGGCUUCAUCCUGCCAGGUCUCAUCCGGCCCAUUGAUAUUGUGAAGCAGAUUGGCGAUCCUACCUCUAACAUCGGAUCCAUUGUCUGGUAUGCGAAGCCGAUCGCGAAUUGCGACAGUGCCAAGGCCGAAUGCUGGGAGAAGCGCGCUCUGUUUGAGGAUGAUGGAACCAGAAUUCGUUCAGCUGCCGGCGCAGUCUUGGUGGGCAUUGACCCGGCCAAGGAGAACAACAAGAAGAAGGCGUGGCUUUUUGUUACUGGCUUCUACUCGAGCGCCGUCGUGGCGGUCAAGGUCGAUCUUUAA
Messenger RNA from Colletotrichum chrysophilum, 1305 nucleotides. RefSeq lists its product as uncharacterized. The record is from RefSeq and is a predicted model, not a curated record. The transcript is spliced from 2 exons. Lineage: Eukaryota; Fungi; Ascomycota; Sordariomycetes; Glomerellales; Glomerellaceae. The coding region runs from base 1 to 1305 and encodes 434 amino acids.